AUGCUGCAAAAGGUGUCCGAUACACACAAAGGGGAGAGAGAAAGAGAGUAUAGUGGAGAAGCCCUCUCUCUCUCUCUCUCUCUCUCUCGUAGAAGGUGCCAGUUUCCUUGUUCUGGAUCUGUUUAUUGUUCUUAGUCCUUUAAUUUGUAGCUCUCGAUCUUCUACUGAGAUCUCAGCUCUGGGAGAAGCCCUAGCCCGAGAAUUCGAUGCAAAGGGGCUUCUUUUCUGUUGGUUGGCGUGGGGGUCCGUCCCUGCUUGGGAUCCUCUUGAGUUAGGGUUUAGUGGCGGGCGGGGAUGAUGAGGGGAUUCGAGGGGCAAGGAGGGGUUCCUGGGAGCCCUGGCCGCCCCCGUGACGGUCCCAGGGAGCUCGGCGAUGCCGUCGCAGAUAAUGCCCUCUUCGAUGCUUCACAAUAUGCAUUCUUUGGCAAGGGGGUCAUGGAGGAAGUUGAGUUAGGGUGUAUAGAAGACAAUGGCGGUGACAAUGCUGGUUUUAUUGGGAUUGAUGUUGAGUACCAUUUCUCUACCAUUGGAGACAGAGAAGAGGCUGUAGUUUUAGACUCUCUCUCUGAUGCUGAUGACCUUGCUAGCACUUUUGCUAAGUUGAAUAGGGUUGUAAAUGACCCAAGGACUGCAGGAGUUAUUGGUGAUAGAGGAUCUUCUUCUAGAGAAAGUUCUUCAACUGUGGACUGGACACAGGAGGGAGACUAUUUAAACUGGAUUGAUCAGCGAAUAUUAGAUGCUGAAAAUAUUCAGGAAGGUAAAAGAUGGUGGUCACAGCCACGCCCCUCAUCAUCUUUGCUUUCAGAAUCCAAACCACUGUAUAGAGCAUCUUCGUACCCUCAACAGCAACAGCAGCAACAAGAACAGCAGCAGCAGCAGCAGCAAUACGCUCGGGAAUCAGUCUUCAUGCCCAAUUUAUGUGUCACUUCCUACUCUCCACCUGGUGGACGAUCUCAGCCGUUGAUAAACCUUACUCGGCACUUAAGCAUACCGUCUCUUAGUGCUGGGCCCCAGCUACCUGGCCCGAGUCUCGUGCCUUAUUCUGAUUCUCAACAACAUUUGGGAGGAUUAACUCAUGGAUUGCACUAUGGUUCAGACAUAUCUCAGAUUAUUCCUCCUAGCCCUGGGAUGAGUAGCCAGACAAACAACUAUCUGCUGAACCGAGCAAGCCGAUUAUCAAGCGAUGAUAUGUUUCCUAACUUGUUACGGCAACAAUUAUCUCUGCCAAGCAAUUUGAGAGCUUCACAAAUACUGUUGCAGCAUCAACAUCAGAAAUUGCAACAGUUCCAGCCAUCUCUUCCCCAUUUCUCACACUUGCAGACUAGAUUGAACCCUCAUGGUUCCCCACCACAAAUGAGGUACAAAUUUGAUCUGGCUAUUCCCAUGUUUGAUACAAGAGACCAUAGAUUGAAAGCAUCACAAAGAGGAAAACAGACCUUCCGAUUUUCUCACCAGUCUUCAGAUAUGAAGAGUGAUAAUAAAUGGCCACAGAUUAGGUCCAAGUACAUGUCGCCAGAAGAGAUAGAAAACAUUUUGAGAAUUCAAAAUGCAGCAACACACGCGAGUGAUCCUUACGUAAAUGACUACUACCACCAGGCUUGUCUUGCAAAAAAAUCAACUGGAACUGGAAGGCUGAAGCACAAUUUCUGCCCAAUAGCUAUAAAAGAUCUGCCUUCUCGGUCACAUGGUAAUAAUGAAUCAGUUGAUGCACUCAGGAAAGUUCCACUCUCUUUGGUUCGUAGACCUCAACCCCUUCUUGAAUUUGACACAACAUCCUCGUCGGUCAAUGGCACCCAUGAUCAGAAGUCUUCCAUGAAGCCUCUUGAGCAUGAGCCGAUGUUUGCAGCUAGAAUCACCAUUGAAGAUGGUAUUUGUGUACUUCUCAAUGUAGAUGAUAUUGAUAGGCUUUUGCAGUUCAACCCGCCGCAAGACAGCGGAUCGCAACUGAGACGGAGAAGGCAGGUUUUCCUGGAAGGGCUUGCGGCAUCACUUAAUCUCGUUGAUCCACUUGGCUCCAAUAAAGCUGGCCAUUCAGUUGGACUCGGCCCAAAAGAUGACAUUGCUUUCCUUCGCAUAGUCUCUCUUGCCAAAGGCCGAAAGUUCUUAUCGCAUUAUCUUCAACUUCUCAACCCUGGAAGUGAGCUCAUGCGAGUGGUAUGCAUGGCCAUUUUCCGACACCUGAGGUUUUUAUUUGGUGGUUUACCUUCAGAUUCCAGUGCAGCCGAAACGAUAACCAAUCUCGCCAAGACUGUCUCUCUAUGCGUGAGUAAAAUGGAAUUGAAUGCACUCGGUGCUUGCCUUGCAGCCAUAGUCUGUUCGCCUGAACAACCACCUCUUCGCCCUGUUGGAAGUUCAGCCGGUGAUGGGGCCACUGUUGUCGUAAAAUCCAUUCUUGACCGGGCAACCGAUCUUCUGUCAGACCCUCAGGCUGCAAACAGUUGCAGCAUAUCUAACCGAACUCUGUGGCAGGCAUCAUUUGAUGCUUUCUUUGGUCUCCUCACUAAAUAUUGUCUGAGUAAAUAUGACAGUAUUCUUCAAAUGUUACUUGUUCAGGCACCAAACGAUGCAGUCGUCGGAUCUGAGGCAACCAGAGCUAUAAGCAGGGAGAUGCCUGUUGAUCUGUUACGAGCGAGCCUUCCUCAUACAGACGAGCAUCAGCACAAGGUGUUGCUUGAUUUUGCUCAGAGAUUGAUGCCUGUUACUGGCUUUAGUGCUCAUGGAAGUGAUAGUGGAUCUGUGACUUAUGAAUCAGUUCCUGGUUGAUGCCUCCGGAGAGACAAAUCAGAUGGCUCCGAACUAUGUGUUAGGUCUGGUCUUCUUUUGUCACAUAUGUGGCUCUUCAAUUAACUGAGCCAUGUUGGCAACUCACUGAAAAGAUGCACCAUGGAACUUGUAAGAUUCUGGUAAGCUUAGUAUGUGGUUGUAUUAGCUCUAUGUAUGCUAGAACAACGCUGUAAGUGGUGCCUGGAAGUCUUCUUAUAGGGAGCUUAGCAUUGCUGCUCUUCGUUGGAA
Molecule: messenger RNA, 3012 nt
Organism: Musa acuminata AAA Group (dessert banana)
Lineage: Eukaryota; Viridiplantae; Streptophyta; Magnoliopsida; Zingiberales; Musaceae
Product: protein PAT1 homolog 1-like
Exons: 5
Coding region: 295-2763 (822 amino acids)
Biological process (GO): P-body assembly; deadenylation-dependent decapping of nuclear-transcribed mRNA
Cellular component (GO): P-body
Molecular function (GO): RNA binding
Source: RefSeq, a predicted model, not a curated record